This is a messenger RNA of Acanthaster planci (crown-of-thorns starfish), 2840 nucleotides long. RefSeq lists its product as uncharacterized. The record is from RefSeq and is a predicted model, not a curated record. Lineage: Eukaryota; Metazoa; Echinodermata; Asteroidea; Valvatida; Acanthasteridae.
AAGCAGACACUCGACCAACAUGAAUGAUUGAACGUUAGCCGGCGGAUAAACCCCAAAAUACAAUAAAAUCAGUCCAGAUCGGGAUUAUCAGAUAACAUUUUGGUGGAGGACGCGGUAUAACAUCGUGUUGGGUCGCGAGCACAACGCUGCAACUUGACACUACUCAUAGGAACACUGUCCUCAUUUGCGGCAGGCCCUCUCGGCUAUCACUGUAGUGACCCACGCCACGUCGUUGACAAAUUCAAGUUGGCUAUUUCAACCAGGAACUGAACAACAGAUUAUGGGCCAACUUUAACUGUGUGCUGGGAAAAACAACCUUGUCAUGCAAAUACAAUGGAACUCUGAGGAACUUCAGAUCAAGAGCCAACAGUGCUAGAAUUGGGAAGCUAGAAGCAAUGUGAAUGCCAUAAAGAUGGCCAUCCGUCCGAGUCCAAUCAAUGGGGGCCCCUGCCCAAAAUACCGGGCGUCACCUCUGAGGAAGCCAAAGGAACAUCCCGACAUUAAAGUGACCAGCCAUAAACAGACUGUUCAACACUCAGUUCGUGCCCAGAAACUGGACGAGCGGCAGCUCAGUAAGUUGUUCAAGAGUCUGGAUGACCUCAAGAUCAAAAGAUCGUUGCAGAUCGAUAAGGAGAUAUCUGAACAAGAGCAGAUUUUGGAAAACCUGAAUAAUGCCUGGGAGCAGCGGCGCGCUACGCGGGGCAACAGCUCAAGGAGUACUUUCGCAGACAGUGACUUGUCUUCGUUAUUGCCAGAUCAAUUUAAGAGAGGACGUCGUCCUUCUUUACAGAGAAGCUCCAGUAAUUUUGACCUGUAUGCGUUCAUGAUGCGGAGGGCAAGUGACCAGGCAGUUGCCCCUUACAAUGUCAGCACAAUUAGAGGAGAUAAAAACAGCCCCAAGAAAUCUAGAUCUUCCAAGCAAUUAAAAAAAUUUCCACUCCAAAAGUCAACCUCGAUAACACUCAACAAGGAUCGGUGUGAUUCUGGUUUAGCGAAAGCUGCAGAUGUCGAUGUCCUACCUGGGAAAUCUGAUCGGAUCAGGAUAAUGUCUACCUCACCGGUAUCAGCUACAAGUCUAUCCAGAAGUAUGAGCAUUGAAAGUCCACCACCAUCAACGACCUUUCACGAGUUAAACGUUAAAGACGGGACAGCACCACCUACGCCUCAACGUUUCCCUUCUGGAUCUGACUGGCCGAGUCAAGUUGUCAGUGACGUCAACAAAGACGCAUCAAAAUGCGCGCAGCAAAAGCAACAGAGAACUGCGCAUGGAACUAGAGGGCCCAUUCCAAACAGAAAAGGCAGAGAAGGAUGUGAGGGAAAGAGAGAUUUACGAGUUGAUGCUCAUAACGAGGCAAGGACGCAUGGAUCACUUUUUGGAAAACUAAAGAAGGAGGUAUCAUUUCAUUUUGACAAAGAGGAGUCUCAAAGAGAUGCUUUAGGUAGUACAGGUGUUGCCCUAGGCGCUGGAAUUAUGGAGAAAAAUAACAUCCUUGAACCAUCCCCAGUGUCGUCACAAUCUGCCAUCAGUCAACAAGAAUGCAAGGAACCAGACUGCAUUUUUCACAACAAGGCAUAUCGCAAGACUCAUUACUCUGACGGCGAUGAGUAUACCAUUGAUGACUACUACCGCACUGUUGGCGUUAAGUCUGCCGUGUCCCCUCUCUUUGUGUCGGCUAGUAGUCCCCGCUCUUGGAGUCGACGUGGAAUGGUCCGUCCUCCAUCUCCGAACCUGUCCGAUUUUCUCCAUGAUUUCGACCAAGGGAAAACCGCCAAAGACUCAUCCAAAUGCAACUCAGCAGAGUCCGGUAGCAAGUUUCUGUCUGUCCGCCGACCUCUUAAGGGCUCGAACCGCGAGAGAAUGUUGAAGGACAAAGAAGAAAACGUUCGAACUACUUUCAACCUGAUGCGGCAGAAGAUGGCAGACCUGAAACCAUGCGAGUUUAAUCAGAACUACGGCACACCAACCCCAAAUUGGAAAAUACUCAAUCCUUUAAAAAUGCGACACAAAAUAAACCAGAGCAAUCCCUUACAUGUCAGAUGGGGGCUCUAGCACUCAAUGCGAGUUAGGAAACGGAUUGGAAUAUUAAUUCUCUGUUGUUUUCUGAAAUAUUUUGGGCAAAAUGCCUCCUUCGACCGGAAGCUAUGUGUGCGAAAUUCUGACGCACAGUGAGGAGAUCUGGGUCCGACAUGGAGAAUCUGACCAUACCGAAUUGGCACAUUGUAUGAGACUUCCCAGAAAUAAAUGUAGCCGCAACUUUGUGAUACUCAUCCAAGAUACACGCUUUUGAUGAACUUGAAAAGACAGGCCACCAAUCUGAUUUUGCUAAUUUCAAAUUAAAUUAACACAGGAUUUCUAAACUUUCUUGGCACGCUCAGUUUGAUUUGGCGGACUUCAUUCCUUCUUGGCAAAGUCGGCGUAGUUACCCUCGUGUUUUUCCACUGCAAUUUCGUGUUUUGUUUUCUUCAGUACACUCGCGCCUCAUUUCCAAGAAAAGACAUUGUAGAGCAGUCUACUUUCUAUCACAAGACAACAAAUUUAUGUUUUCAGUGAGAUUAGACAAUCGCUUAUGGGUUGAAAGCGGUAUAUGUUGAAGCCACGUAGCGCCAUUCCAGUUGUCGUGCACGUAGCUCGUAGAAAACUGCAUUUCGUUAGGAUAUGGCUCCAUUCUCACAGAAUUGAGUAAAACAGUGCACAUACUUCGACCUUUUGUCAAAUCUUCAACGGAAUGAUUCUAAUUAUUAAUAAUUCAAAUUAUUACCAAAAUACUAGUAAUAUGUUCAAAUUAUUGUCAUUAUCAUCCGUUUCAAUUUGAAAAAUAAAUGACAGACAAACAAUACAA